Molecule: messenger RNA, 483 nt
Organism: Schistocerca serialis cubense
Lineage: Eukaryota; Metazoa; Arthropoda; Insecta; Orthoptera; Acrididae
Product: aspartate and glycine-rich protein-like
Exons: 3
Coding region: 1-483 (160 amino acids)
Source: RefSeq, a predicted model, not a curated record
AUGUCGCGUCAAGAUGACUGUAUGAUGAUGCUGCAGGGGCAAGAGGAAUGCUACUGGAUGUAUGUAUAUGUGGAUGAACAGGUUGAAGGUGUUGUUGAUGGUGAUGAUGGUGAUGAUGGUGAUGAUGGUGAUGAUGGUGAUGAUGGUGAUGAUGGUGAUGAUGGUGAUGAUGGUGAUGAUGGUGAUGAUGGUGAUGAUGGUGAUGAUGGUGAUGAUGGUGAUGAUGGUGAUGAUGGUGAUGAUGGUGAUGAUGGUGAUGAUGGUGAUGAUGGUGAUGAUGGUGAUGAUGGUGAUGAUGGUGAUGAUGGUGAUGAUGGUGGUGGUGAUGGUGAUGAUGGUGGUGGUGAUGGUGAUGAUGGUGAUGGUGAUGGUGAUGGUGAUGGUGAUGGUGAUGGUGAUGGUGAUGGUGAUGGUGAUGGUGAUGGUGAUGGUGAUGGUGAUGGUGAUGGUGAUGGCCCCCUGCGGGUCCGGGGGUUAGAAUAG